This is a messenger RNA of Rhagoletis zephyria (snowberry fruit fly), 1596 nucleotides long. The record is from RefSeq and is a predicted model, not a curated record. NCBI's taxonomy places the organism in Eukaryota, Metazoa, Arthropoda, Insecta, Diptera, Tephritidae.
AUGCUGCUUGGAGCAGUCCGGUUCCAGCACCAGAAGGCGGCCUCAAUCAGCGAAGAGCUUCAGCAGGCGCAAGAAGACUCAGCGCCGGAGUCGCUCGAGACAAAGGUGAAGAACGUCUCAGAUGAGGAUGUUGCAAAGUUCUUUCGCGAGCAUCAGAUUCACGUGCAAGGCCUGCAAGAUCCUAAAAUUCAGAAGCCCAUUCUAGACUUUAGUCAAAUUCAGUUUCCACCCAAACUGCAAGCACUGAUGGACCAGUAUAAGUAUUCAAGUCCAACGCCGAUUCAGGCGCAAUCGUUGCCCAUUCUUCUUUCUGGUCGUGAUUUGAUUGGAAUUGCACAAACUGGUUCUGGAAAGACACUGGCAUUCCUUCUGCCUGCAUUCAAAAAGUUUUUCUCCAUUCAUCGUGACUACUUUUCCAGUAAUCGUGAUGAAGAGUACAGCGAGGAGAAGCUCUCACAACCGUCCAAGCGACUUAAUCCUAAGGUGCUGGUGCUGGCGCCCACUCGAGAGCUUGCGCUGCAAAUCUUCGACGUUGUGAGACAAUUCCGCAUGUUCAAGACCGUCUGUCUCUACGGUGGCAGUGAUCGUAGAAAGCAGGUAGUCUUCCUUGAAAAUCAAACUCCGCUGAUUGUGGUGUCCACACCAGGCCGACUGAAGGAUCUGCUCGACUCGAACUGCCUCAGUCUGAAAGAGAUUGAGUAUCUUGUUGUCGACGAGGCCGACCGCAUGCUGGACAUGGGCUUUGAGCCGCAGAUCUCCUACCUCAUCAACCAGUGCCCUAAAGAGCGUCAGACGAUGAUGUUCUCCGCCAGCUGGCCGGACGAGGUGAAGUCGCUGGUGCACCGGUACCUGCGACCGAAUCACGCCUUUCUCUCCAUUGGCGGCACCAAGCUGGUGGCCAAUCACAACAUUGAGCAGCACGUCACGGUGUGUGCGCCCAAUGAACGAGACCAGCAGCUGGGUGAGGUGCUGCGGAAUCACCCCGAUGAGAGGGUGCUGGUGUUUGCCAACACCAAGGCCGGCUGCGACCGAGUAGCCCGAAUGGUGCAGCGGUCCACCCGGACGCGAGCUUUUCCUCUGCACGGCGACAUGACGCAGAAUCAACGGGAGCGGACACUUCAAGAUUUCAAGUCGGACCGCAUCAAGGUGCUGGUGGCGACGAAUGUCGCCGCUCGUGGCCUGGACAUUGACGACGUCAGUGUGGUGGUCAACUACGACAUGCCCGAUGACAUUGAGACGUACGUGCAUCGAAUUGGCCGAACUGGUCGCAAGCAGAACAAGGGCCACUCGUACUCCUUCUUCAUCGACAACGAGAAGACCACUCUGGCGAAGAAACUGGUGGAGAUUAUGGAGGAGUCGAGGAAUGAGGUGCCCGAUGAGCUGCGGGAGAUUGCGGAGAGCAGCAGCUACCGAGAUAACUACAACACCAAGUACAAGAAGAGGAAUAACAACAACAACAAUUUCUUCAGUAACAACUACAAUAACAACAGGAACUACGGUGACAACUACAACAGCAGAUACGGCAACAAGCAAAACCGUUACGACCGAAACGGCGGCGGCGAAAAUAGUCGGUUCUACGGAAAUCGUCGGUAUUAA